Molecule: messenger RNA, 1269 nt
Organism: Phodopus roborovskii (desert hamster)
Lineage: Eukaryota; Metazoa; Chordata; Mammalia; Rodentia; Cricetidae
Gene: Nfkbib
Product: NFKB inhibitor beta
Exons: 6
Coding region: 29-1210 (393 amino acids)
Biological process (GO): signal transduction; cellular response to lipopolysaccharide
Cellular component (GO): cytosol
Molecular function (GO): protein binding
Source: RefSeq, a predicted model, not a curated record
AGCUAUUUAACACAUUUUUAUUGGGUAGAUGAGGGGGCGUGUUGGGGAAUUCCCGGCAGGGCGGAAGCACUGGAGCUCACGGCGGAGCCUAGCGUCUGGCGGGCGACCACAGGGGGCCACCCGAGGUGGCGGGGCCAUGGCCGGGGUCGCGUGUUUGGGGAAAACUGCGGAAGCCGAUGAAUGGUGUGACAGCGGCCUUGGCUCUCUGGGUCCCGACGCGGCGGCUCCCGGAGGACCCGGGCUGGGCGCAGAGCUGGGCCCGGAGUUGUCGUGGGCGCCCCUGGUCUUUGGCUACGUCACUGAGGAUGGGGACACGGCCCUGCACUUGGCCGUGAUACAUCAGCAUGAGCCCUUCCUGGAUUUCCUCUUGGGCUUCUCUGCCGGCACUGAGUACCUGGACCUGCAGAACGACCUAGGCCAAACAGCCCUGCACCUAGCAGCCAUCCUGGGGGAGGCAUCCACGCUAGAGAAGUUGUAUGCAGCUGGCGCCGGAGUGUUGGUGGCUGAGAGAGGGGGCCACACCGCACUGCACUUGGCUUGUCGGGUGAGGGCACACACGUGCGCAUGCGUGCUGCUCCAGCCCCGCCCCAGACGCCCAAGAGAUGCCUCAGAUACCUACCUCACUCAGAACCGGGACAAUACUCCAGACACCAGUCACACCCCUGUUGCUGUGAACCCCCAAUCCAACCCAGAGAGCGGAGAGGAGCCAAGUGACGACGACUGGAAGCUGCAGCUAGAAGCUGAAAACUAUGAGGGUCACACCCCACUCCAUGUAGCUGUCAUCCACAAAGAUGCAGAGAUGGUGCGGCUGCUCAGGGAUGCUGGAGCUGACCUCAAUAAACCGGAGCCCACAUGUGGCCGGACCCCUCUGCACCUGGCAGUAGAAGCCCAGGCAGCCAACGUACUGGAGCUUCUUCUGAAGGCUGGUGCUGACCCCACUGCCCGCAUGUAUGGGGGCCGCACCCCACUCGGCAGUGCCCUGCUCCGGCCCAACCCUGCCCUUGCCCGCCUCCUCCGUGCACAUGGAGCCCCUGAACCUGAGGAUGAGGAUGAUAAGCUUGGCCCUUGCAGCAGCAGCAGUGACAGUGACGACAGCAGAGAUGAGGGCGAUGAGUAUGACGACAUUGUGGUCCACAGUGGCAGGAGCCAAAACCGGCUACCUCCCUCCCCCGCACCCAGACCUCUUCCUGAUGACUCCAACCCUGCCUGACUUAAGUUCUAAUAUUAAUAUAAUUUCCAAUUUAAUAAAAUUUCAGACCUGGAGCCAGA